Molecule: messenger RNA, 822 nt
Organism: Seminavis robusta
Lineage: Eukaryota; Bacillariophyta; Bacillariophyceae; Naviculales; Naviculaceae
Source: the annotation of a GenBank genome assembly
AUGGAUGCUUCCAAUGAUCUCAAACCUACUGACCAUGGCAAGUGGCCUUAUGGUGGUGAUGACUACCACUUCCUUUUUGGAGAAAUCCCCAAGCCACCUACUCCUGGAUACCAGACUGGAGAUCCUUCCACUCCUGAAAUGCCCGGUGCUCAUGCCAAUGUUUGCUCUUCUACCAAGGAAGCUGCUGACAAUAAUGCUGGCACCAUGGUUCCUCCCAGUCCUACUGCCAUUGACAUUCCCAACAACCUUGCCCAACUUUUGGGUAUGGCUUACCAGCAAAUUUUGGAUUCCACCCUUGUUCUUGCUUUGGUGAUGACAGGAGCUGUCCCCACCAACCCUAUUACUAUGAGAACCAUCAACAAUUUGCAGACUUUGUUUUCUGGCUGGAAACCUAGUGCUGCCACUGCUCCUCCUGCUGGAGGUGGUGGGGCUGCCACUCCAUCUUUUGAAAUGCCUACCCCCUGUACUUCCAAUGGGAAGAACAACCAGCAUCCAACUAACUCUCCAACAGAUAAUCCACCAAAGACAUCUUCUUCCAACAAAGAUGAUAUCCUCAACAAUGAGUCUCAUCCUUCUGAUGCCAUUGAUCAUCAUUGGCCUCAAGGAAAUGUCAUGUAUUGCACCAGUAACGAUUCUGUCUUCCUUGGGUGGGCUACCAUUGUUUGCAAUAAACAUACCUUGAAAGAUGGAGGAAUGAAAGUCUACAGAGCAUGUAUUGGAGUCCAUGUCUGCCAGAAUGAUGGCUGUAACUUUGUUGCCCGCCCCACUUCUCAUGACAACAAAAAGAAUCUCAGUGAUUAUAUUCCCAAAGCUUCCAUAUAG